Messenger RNA from Protomyces lactucae-debilis, 1173 nucleotides. RefSeq lists its product as uncharacterized. The transcript has a single exon. The record is from RefSeq and is a predicted model, not a curated record. Lineage: Eukaryota; Fungi; Ascomycota; Taphrinomycetes; Taphrinales; Protomycetaceae. The coding region runs from base 371 to 1105 and encodes 244 amino acids.
CCAAUACCACAACCACCACACUCCGAGCGGUCUGCUCACUUGCUCAUGUUUCUCAGGCUGCUGCGUCUUUGUCAUGCUUCUAUUUCUAGCUUCUCCAGGCCGCUUUGAAACAACGCGCCAGACCCACUGCGCGAUGGCGUGCUCAAACAGACCUCAUGCUCUCCUGAAUUAGAACUGCCUAUCCCUGCUGCGAGUCCUGCGCGAAUGGUGAUAUCACUUCCGCGGCGACCAAUUCUAGCGAUCGCCAUUCUCGGGUCGUAUCUCAUUGAGCCCCUGACAAGUACCUUUUCUCCUUCGGGGAUCGGUCCUCAAUCGGAGAGUCGCAAUUGAGGAUGCUGCCUGGUAGCAAUGAGCAGGCGAGCGCGACGAUAUGGGUCUAGACAGAGAAAAGCAUCGGUUCUUGAUAUGCUGUCAUUUGAUUCCGAGGUCGUGCGUCUCCCUGAAUUUGGGCAAACAAACAGGCUUGACGCUGUCAAUGCUAGGCCAUCACCAUGCUAUCACACUUCAAACGGAUUCGAAAAGUGCCGCCCGCCAUGCUGAAACAAGCGUCCGAACGAUCGUCAUCAAUGUAACAUGCUACCAGACCGAAGAAGAUAAAAGAGCGUCUUCCUCGCCUGUCUUGGGGAAGACUCAUCCUUUCUUCUCAAGGUUGGAUCGACCUCCCCCUCCCCUCCCUCUUUCGCAAAUUUACAACUGGUGCCAGCGUACCAUGUGCGCAGCACACGCCCAGCCUUUGUUGCGCGCAAAGCACCAGCGUAGGCAGACUGCCAUUCGACCCCUUCACCUCAGCAAGCGUUACAAGUUCGAAGUGACCUCAACAUAUUCGCCCUCCGGUUGCGUUUCGCAGCCUAUCUCAGAGCAACAGUCUUCGUCACUUCAACAAUUGUCAAGGCUGGGCUUGCGUCGACUCCAAACGCAAGAGUUAAAUGGUAUCGAGGAGUUGCUGAAGGGCGAGGGAAGUCCAAUGAGCAGUACGGGCAGCAUUCAAAGCACGCUUGACUUGUUUGACUUUAUCAGAGAGCCUAGACUCGAUCAACGACUGCGACCGAGUGUCUUUCAAGUCUUGUGUGGCGACGAGGAGGCUCAUAGCCCGGUGACACUUUGAACAUCAAAGUAAACACGGACGACGAGCUUGAAUUUAGGCAAGAAGGGUGAUAUGACGUCUUUGAGAGG